This is a messenger RNA of Durusdinium trenchii, 3510 nucleotides long. The record is from the annotation of a GenBank genome assembly. NCBI's taxonomy places the organism in Eukaryota, Dinophyceae, Suessiales, Symbiodiniaceae.
CUGGACCGAUCAGCUUGUCCUUGAAGAGAUCAAAGCUGUAGUUAUAGAUGUGUGAAAUCCCUGAAAAAAGCAAACCAGUCAUCCCCAAUUUGACCUGCAAUGAAACAUACCGAGCUUCAUAUCAGUUGGAAGAAGGACAUGCCAAGUGGAUAGAUACACUGGCGGAUCUCGAGACAUGUCUUGCAACCAGACAGGGACCCUGAGCAGAUUGAAAAGUAAUGAGUCAGCGCACACGAAUGCACAAGACACCUUUGAAAACAUUAUAAAAAUAUUAAGAAAAGGUACUCCACUGGCUUUGGCAGCAUCUUCCGCCAUUUCUGGCGGCUUAACCACCUCCAAAAAGUGCGGCAAUAGUUAGUCUCGCUGCUGGCAUCAAGGUUGUCCACCAGGUCUUUCAAGUUUCGCCUGAGAGAAAGCGCGAAGCAAAGCAAAUGGAACAACCAUGCAUGACUCACAAGAACCAUCGCCACCAUGAUUCGGCAAGCAUCGCCCUGGAAGCCUCUUCCGCAGAAUAAGGAAGAGCGAAACAAUGGUUGUAACCCUCACCUUGCCCAAAAGUAAUGAUUGAAAGCCCUAUGCAAUGAUCAGCUGGCAAGAAGCAAGUUCAGUUGAGAUUCUGUCCGAGUCAAAGUGAGAUACUCCUCCACCAGGUCCAUUGGUCCAUCAAGCGCGCAGGUUUAAAGCUUUGUUUGGACAGUGUAACCUUUCUUGUAAAGAAUGUAAGUUGACAAGAUCAAACACAGUUUAUUUUAAAAAAACAAUGAAAUGGGUUUAGUGCAACCAUUGAAAAGGAAACCAUAUAGCCAAUGUGAUCCAACUUGCAAAGAGAAUCAGGCUCACCUGCUAUGUAUAUAUGUUAUCUUGUUUUGUCCACCCCAACUGUUAGCAUGCCACCAUCCGUGAGUUCAAGCACCUGCUGAAGGACUUGCAGCCUUGCAAUGACGAGGUCACGCGAAGGCUAACGACGAUGGACGUGGUUUUCGAGCUGCAGACCUUGGACGAUCAGAAGACGCAGGUUGAAGCAGGCAUAUCCGCUGGUGUGGAGGUGCAGGUGCUGUUCACGCCUGUGAAGCCGGUGGAAUGUCCUACCCAAUGGUCCGCUGGUUGUGAACCAACUGAAAACUUGCGCUUGGUGAAAAUCCCCAGUGGGGCAACGAGGAUCGCUGAUUUUGCCUUUUCUCGGUGCGAAGCAUUGGUGAAAGUGGAGAUCCCCAACACAGUGACUGUCAAACUGCACCCGACUCCUUGAAGCAACUCUUGUGUGACUCGCAUUGCGGCCUUUGCCUUUCGUGGCUGCUGCAGCCUGACAAAGUUGGACAUCCCGACCUCCGUCACUUCGAUUGAACUGGGUGCCUUUCAAGGAUGCGCCUCCUUGAGAAAACUAUUGAUUCCCAACUCCGUGUCUUGUGUGGAGGAGGCCACCUUCAAGGGCUGUCGCUCAUGGAGCGAAGUGAUCAUUCCCAACACUGUGACGCGCAUUGAAGAUGAGGCCUUCUAUGAUUGCAGCGCGUUGACGAAGCUGACGAUUCCCGACUCGGUCACUGUGAUUGGAGCUGAAGCUUUCAGGGGUUGCAGCUCCUUACAAGACGUUGCACUCCCAUUCUCGGUCACAGACGUGGCAGACAGUGCCUUUCCACCGUGCGUCACUGUGAUUGAAGCGUCGUCCAUCCCAAGAAGUCUACGAAGAUUGCUGGCAAACUUGAGUUUCUUCACACGGAUCACUUGCCAAUGAUCCCUUUUUUGUGACCCCUAAUGGCGUGCGGCGCACCAUUGGCAUAUAAGUUAUGUGAUGCUAAUUGAUGCUAUGUGUUUACAUUCAGCACUCACACCUUCUGGAUGUUGGGUCAAGUCGUUUGUAUUUGGCCCUUUUGAGCGCCGGAGAAGCUAGCUAAGCACGUGGCUUGCAGCCAUAGAAUCUGUGAAGUGGCAAGCAAAUCUCCCCAAAACGCCAUGUGAAUCUCUGUGAACUACUCUCACACAAAGUUGUCUUUCACAAGAUUGCUGACAAAGCUGAUAUCGGACAUAGAGCCGCCGGGACAGUCUUGAAACCGCAACGCAACUGCUGCUUCAAAAGGGCUACAGAAAAGAGCCGUGUGACCAGAGGCUGCCAGUUGUGAGGCGAGGAUGCAUGGAACAGGCAGCAGCUUGAACAGGCAAAGCUUUUUCCUUGUCUGGAGGAAGAUCUGACCAGAUGUGGGAGCGCAGAGCAGCUACCGAGUGAGCAGGAUUCUAUAGCCCCAUGCAAAUGUGCAUGGGGUUAGCAUCGAGAAUGGGGAUCAGCCAUGUUUGGAGGUAGAUUGGAAAAGUAUUGGGUGAAGUACUUAUUGCAGGCCUGCCAUGUGUUCAAUCACCUCCACCUCCACCUGUUUUCCCUUGAAAUCCCACGCAAAGCUACCCCCCAUCAUUUUGUUCAUCUCUCACUGCUCACACAGCUUGCCACCGUCACGGUCUGCUCUUCUCAAUCCAAAAUGACAUCACACACGGCUCGCCUCUCAGCCGAAGCCAUCCAGCCCCGACCUCCCAGCACUGCAGCACCUCCCAGGCCGUAGCGUGCAGUCGUCCUUACACGACGUGUGCCACGUGGUGGGCAGCUCCAUGGCCUUCGCAGCGCUGCGCCGCGAUGGCACCUGCGUGGCCUGGGGCAUGCCACGCGGCGGCGGCAAGACCUGCGAGGCGCUGGAGAGCUCUGGGGAGGUCCGAGAGCUCUGUGCCACGGAGUACGCCUUCGCCGCCCUGACGUCCGACGGUCGCGUCGUGGCCUGGGGCGAUCCGGACCACGGGGGCGACUGCACGUCGGUGGCCGAUCACCUGGUGAAUGUCCACCACCUCCGUGCCAACGAGGGCGCCUUCUGUGCCGUGCGUCACGACGGCCGUGCGAUCUGCUGGGGCGGCAUCAGCGGAGGUGGCGAAGAAUUGGAGGGCGUGGUGGAGGUCUACGCCUGUGAAGGCUCCUUCUGUGCCCUGCUGGCCGAUGGCCGUGCCCAGUCCUGGGGCGCCUGCGAGAGCAGCGCCGUGCAGGAUCAGCUCAUUGACGUCCUGGAGAUCACUUCCACACAACUGGCCUUUGCAGCCCUCAAGCGCGACGGCAGCGUCGUCGCGUGGGGCCCCUGGUACGCGGGCGGCGAUUGCAGCACCGUUGAGGAGCUGAACAACGUCCAGCAGCUUUGCGCCACGAGCGCUGCGUUUGCGGCGCUGAAGGCGGAUGGUUCCGUCGUGUGCUGGGGCAGCUCCAAGCAAGGUGGAGACCUCACGCAGGUCAUCGGCGACGUGGAGCAUCUCCGCGCCACGGAGGCCGCCUUCGCGGCGCUGCACCGCGACGGCACCGUGAGCGCCUGGGGGUUGGGCGCCUGCGGCGGCGACGUGUCGCAGGUCCAGGACUUAUUGAGAGAUGUGCAAGAGAUUUGCUGAAUUACAUCGCCUGAUCCCCUCACAAAUGUGGCGGCUGGCGAACUCUGACUUAGAGCAGGUGGAGGAAGCCCAUUAGGUUGCAAGUAUUGGCCGACGACCCCC